GUGGAUUAUUUAAUACAAAAAGCUUUAACAGAGCAGCGCUUGUACGCGGAUCUUUACCGUAAUGCUUGUACACUGAUUAAAAUAAAAUGGCAGUCAGUGAACGAUUUCCCAAGCUCGAUAUCGUGUAGGCUCACAUUUCCAGCUCUCACUCAAAUUUACACUCCCAUUUCGUCCUGUAACGCGUGAGGGAGCCGCCCAGCUCGGGAGCAUUUUGCUAGGAAAGUUAGCAUUUCCAGCAGAAACGCGCCCACAGUUACAGCCAUGUCCUCAUUAAGCUCCAAGUCCUCUGAUGAGCUAUGCAAACUUUUGGAUGAAUAUGGGAUUAACCAUGGACCCAUUGUGGACUCUACCAGGAAGCUUUAUGAGAAGAAGCUGGCAGAGGCCAUGGCCAAAAACCCAAAGCCGUCUUCUGACAAGACAUUCUACAGAGAAGAACAGGAAGAAAUCACGUAUGUUACAUAUCAUCCACCAGUGCAACAUGAAAACUUUGGAGAUGUAACAAGAAGAAUGAGGACCACUGAGAAUGCUGAUGACAUGGAUCUUACAAAUGAAAAUGUCACUCUUCAAGGAAAAAACCACACCUGCAAUAAGCCUACAAUCAGCUACACUGACACAGCCUACCAGAGUACACCCAGAGCUAGAUCAACAGCCUACAUGAGCAAGUCAAGCCUGCAGGAUGCUAGUCCAGGAACAGUCAAAUCUGAGGGGAGCAAAUCCGGUGGUGUGCCAGGGUGGCUUCGUGUGUUGGUUUUCAUCAUCAUUGCAGUGUUUCUUUACUAUGUGUACUCAAACAUGGAAUCUGCAGAUGAAAACCCUUUUAAAAAAAUUGAUGUAUAACUAGUUAAUCAAAAUUCUGUUUUUUCCCCUUGAGGUGAUCUAUUCCAGUGUUCAUUACAUUAUAAGCACAAAUACUUUUUUCUAUUAUGAAUUUUAUAUAUUUGCAGAUUUUAUAUUAGGUGUACUAGGCUCAUGAACAUACAGUGUCCUCCACUAAUAUUGGUAAAUAUGAGCAAAGAAGGCUGUGAAAAUUUGUCUUUAUUGUUUAACCUUUUGAUCUUUUGUUUAAAAAAAAAAAAUCACAGAAAUACUCGCUCUCAUGGAUAUCAAACAAUUGCAACCCUAGGUCCAUGCUGGUGAACUCUCCUCUUCAGUUCAAUUCACAGGUUUUCUAUGGGUUUCAAGUCAGGGGACUGGGAUGGCCAAGGCAGAACCUUGAUUUUGUGGACAGUAAACCAUUUCUGUGUUGAUUUUGAUGUAUGUUUUGGAUCAUUGUUCUUCUGGAAGAGCCAACCAUUGCCCAUUUUAAGCUUUCUGGCAGAGGCAGUCAGGUUUUCAUUUAAUAUAUGUGGAUAUUUGAUAGAGUCCACGAUGCCAUGUAUCCUAACAAAAUGUCCAGGUCCUCUGGCAGAAAAACAGGCAAAAAACAUUAAAGAGCUAUCACCAUAUUUAAUCGUGGACAUGAAGUACGUAUCCAUAUGGCUACCGCUCUGUGUGUACCAAAACCACCUCUGGUGUUUACUGCCAAAAAGCUCUAUUUUGGUUUCAUCUGACCAUCGAACCAGAUCCCAUUUGAAGUUCCAGUAGUGUCUGCAAACUGAAGACUCUUGAGAUUGUUUCUGUAUGAGAGUAGAGGCUUUUUCUUGAAACCCUUCCAAACAACUUGUGGUGAUGUAGGUGACUUUGGAUUGUAGUUUUGGAGACUUUCUGACCCCAAGACGCAACUAGCUGUGAUCCUUGGAGAACUCGUGGCCACUCGAACAAUUCUCUUCACUGUCUUGAGACAAUAUAGACAUGUCCUCUUCCAGGUUGAUUCAUGACAUUUCCAGUUCACUGGAAAUGCUUAAUUAUUGCCCUGAUGAAGGAAAUAGGCAUUUUCAAUGCUUGUGCUAUUUUCUAAUAAAUAAAUUUUCUAAUAAUUUUUUUUUUGUGACUUUCAACAACCUUUUUCCGCACAUCACACCUUGGUCUUACCCAUUGUUAUGAAUGACUAAGGGAAUUUGGCCUAUGUUUUACCUCAUAUUUAUACCCCUGUGAAACAAGAAGUCAUGGUUGAACAAUUUCUUGUUCCUAAUCACCCAGGUGGACUAAAAAACAUACAUACUUCAAAUAUGUUUUUCUCAUAAGAAUUCAUAGGGGUGCCAAUAAUUGUUGCACACCUAUAUUUAACAAAGAUAUUUUAGGAUAAACCUGUUUUGCAUUUGCAAAUGUUUGAUAUCCAUGAGAGCACAGUAUUUUUGUGAAUGUUUUUUUAUCAAAAGAUUAAACAAUAGACAAAUUUUCACACCCUUCUUUGCUCAUAUUUACCAAGGGUGCCAAUAUUACUGGAGGGCAGUGUAGUUUUACAUUAACAUGGCUGAUGCGUGUUGUGCAUUUGUUUUAUUUUUUUGCUUUUUAAUUCAUAUGUAUCCAAAUUAUAUGGUUGUUGUUCACCAGCCUAUUAAUAGCCAAAAUUUUAUAUAAAAAGAGCAUUGUUGAAUUUAAGAAAAUAAGUAACAGGCUAUUAUAAAAUAAAGUUGUGUCCAAAACAUG
Molecule: messenger RNA, 2529 nt
Organism: Ictalurus punctatus (channel catfish)
Lineage: Eukaryota; Metazoa; Chordata; Actinopteri; Siluriformes; Ictaluridae
Gene: emd
Product: emerin
Exons: 8
Coding region: 262-837 (191 amino acids)
Source: RefSeq, a predicted model, not a curated record